Molecule: messenger RNA, 1776 nt
Organism: Candidozyma auris
Lineage: Eukaryota; Fungi; Ascomycota; Pichiomycetes; Serinales; Metschnikowiaceae
Product: MFS transporter
Exons: 1
Coding region: 1-1776 (591 amino acids)
Biological process (GO): transmembrane transport
Molecular function (GO): transmembrane transporter activity
Source: RefSeq, a predicted model, not a curated record
AUGGCCUUGACUUUCCGCGAGCAGCUAGCUGGCUUUCCAGUGCGUCAGAUGCUUGUUGUGUCGCUAAUUCGUUUUUCCGAGCCGCUUGCGUUCACAUCACUUUUUCCCUAUCUAUACUUCAUGAUUCGUGAUUUUCAAAUCGCUCCAACGGAGCAGGAGAUUUCCAAAUACUCGGGUUAUUUAGCCUCAAGUUUUGCAUUCUGUCAGUUCUUAUGUGCGGUACAGUGGGGAAAAGCGCUGAACAAAGUGGGCAGAAAGCCGAUUUUGCUAUUCGGACUCUUUGGCACCUCGCUUUCCCUUCUCCUAUUUGGGUUCAGCACCAACUACUAUAUGGCACUUGGUGCUAGAAGUUUGGCUGGCUGCCUUAAUGGAAACAUCGCUGUAUUGCGUACUGUAAUAGGAGAGAUUUGUGUGGAGAGAAGACAUCAAGCGUUGGGUUUUAGUACCCUCCCUCUACUCUUCAACUUUGGCUCUGUCAUAGGUCCUCUUGUUGGUGGCUCGUACCUUUUGACAAGACCAAGCCCACGGUCUCCUUAUGAAGACAGCAGCGAAGUGGUUGCGAAGUCUUUGAAGAAUUCGUUUAUUGAAUUUCGUGCUAAACAUCCUUAUGCCCUUUCGAAUGUUGUUGUAUGCUGUUUUCUCUGGUUCAGCUUGAUUAUUGGACUCUUGUUCCUUGAAGAAACGAACGAGGACUUUUGCAAACGCCGUGACAUUGGCCUUGAGAUUGGUGACUCCAUCUUGUACUACCUCUUUGGUCGCAAGAGGCCAUUGAGACCCUGGCAACGUGGGUACCAUGACCCUGAGCAGUUCACGCCUGAGCAGAUUCAGGCAGAAGGCAUUCUUCGUGAGAGAACAGGUGUCGUGGGCGAUGAGACUAGAUCCAUAGACCUGGCAAUCCUGCCUUUUUCGUCUGCUCCACCAUCUGAGAACACGCCAUUGCUCAGAUCUGACGACGAAUCCAGUCUUUCAGACAAUAUUGACAACACUGUUGAAGAGAUUGUUGAGGAAGAUGAGCCUGUGGAGCCUUACCUCUCCCGCAAAACCUCCCGUUCAAUGUCCAACGCAGUCAUCAGACGUUAUUCUCUGGCCCUGGAGUACAUUCCAAAACCCGAGCCCAGUGCACUAACUCCCCAGGUUAUUACCGUGAUCAUAUCCAACUGUAUAAUAUCCUUGCACAGCAUUGCUUAUAAUGAGUUUCUUCCAGUGUUCUUGGCAGGUCGCUUCCAGAAGGACAAACUACAGUUUCCUUUUCGCAUUGAGGGUGGCUUUGGAUUGGACUCAAGCUACAUCGGUAAUCUUUUUUCCUCUACAGGUAUAAUGGGAAUGUUGAUUGUGUUGAUCAUCUUCCCGUGGAUUGACCGACGUCUCGGCACAAUGGAGGGCUUCAGACUUUCCUUACUGUUCUUCCCGAUCGUCUACGCAUCAGUACCAUUGGCCAUUUUCACCCUACACAAGUACAAUCCAGCGUUUCCCAAGUGGUUUACACCAGUUCUACUUUACAGCUUGACUUCUCUUAAAACACUCGCCUCCGCUACAGGUAUGCCUCAGGUUAUGCUUCUCAACCACAGAGCUGCUGCCAAACAGCACAGAGCGUACGUCAAUUCGCUAACCAUGAGUAUGUUGGCAUUGGCCAGGUGUAUUGGACCCAUUGUAUUUGGCUACCUCAUGACGUUAGGCGACAACUGGCAAAUUGGUUGGCUCAACUGGUGGCUCAUGGCGUUAUUGGCUCUUUUUGGCUUAUUUCAGUCCUUCACCAUGAGAGACUACGAAGACUGA